CUGCUACUAGAAUUAUCUCCCUUGAGUAAACGUUUCCAUGGACAUUCAAUAAAUUUUUCUAUAUUAUUUUCUACUUUUUAUCCGUCUUACAUGCAAUUUUAAAUGUCAUGAUAGAAAAAAGUAUUUAGAGGUCAUACUUUUCAUUACAAAGAGAGUAAUUAGGUUUGAGUUUUUCUGCUAGCUAAAACGAAAAUAAUGACCACUGUUGCAGCCCCGGAUAACGAACAGCCUCUCAUACCGAGCACUGGUCGCUUUAUUUGGAAAGAGGAUGCAAAUGGGAAAGGUGUGUUAGAAUGGAACUCGAACAACCCUAAUGCUGAUAGAGACAGAAGACGAAGAAAAGGUAAUGAUGGAAAUAAAAGAAAUGAUAGAGUAUCAUCUAGUGUUGCUAAGAACCAGCCUUCAAAGGUCAGAGGUCGUGGCAACCACCCAAAAUCUCCUAGACCACCGAUUAAACCCACUGAUACUCACAGUACAGUCACAUUAGAAGAUAUCAAAUCUGUAGCAAUGGACAUGUUAUCAGAAGUGUCAGAUAUAUCAGAGACCUUUGAAGGCAUGUAUAGAAGAGAACAGUUUGAUAAUUUCUUGCGGUUUUUGCUCACAUAUUUUGGAUGUUUUUUUGAGAAAUUGCACCAAGAACACAAACAAAACAUAUCCACUUACAUGUAAGUACAUUUGAUUUUAUAAUUGAAAUAUCU
Molecule: messenger RNA, 698 nt
Organism: Ruditapes philippinarum (Manila clam)
Lineage: Eukaryota; Metazoa; Mollusca; Bivalvia; Venerida; Veneridae
Exons: 6
Coding region: 196-669 (157 amino acids)
Source: RefSeq, a predicted model, not a curated record